Messenger RNA from Saitoella complicata NRRL Y-17804, 837 nucleotides. RefSeq lists its product as uncharacterized. Lineage: Eukaryota; Fungi; Ascomycota; Saitoellomycetes; Saitoellales; Saitoellaceae. Bases 347 to 649 code for a protein of 100 amino acids. The transcript has a single exon. The record is from RefSeq and is a predicted model, not a curated record.
GUUGUGGACGGUGCACCCCGAUAUCGAUGGGGGCUGGGCCCGCGGCCGUUGUCCGAUUUCCGAUUUGCGCGCGAACCGAACGCUUGUGGGAACUACGGGAAGGGACUACGGAGGACAUAUCGAUAGUGCAUGAAGGAAUGAGAUUAGAUGUGGUGUUUGGAUCGGAUAUGUGCUCAGGGAGGUCGAGGUCGAGGUCUGUGCGUUCGGAGGUGCGAUUCAGGCUCGGGGCCCGUGCGCAGCGGUCCGAGCACAAGAGUCUGAUGAUUUGACCGGAGAACGAGAAAAGUCUGCACCGAGUGCUGACACGGUGAAGCUCGGUAAAGUCAAUCUCACGCGAUUGGCAUUCAUGCCCUCGGAGCAGCUUCUAUUUUUAACGCUCUGGGGUCAACAGGCAAAUCGCGCGCACAGACCAAGCAGCGCUGCACGCCAAUCGCGCCAACCCGAGAUAGGCACCGGAUCGACCGCAGCGGCUGAAUAUCACUUCCACAUGCGCUGCCAUGGUGGUCUGUGCAUUUCAGUGGACCCGACUGAUCAAGUUACUCCCUCCCCUUCCUUGCUCGAUCAAUAUCAAGGUUCAGCAUCAAGGCCAGAACCGGAUAAUGCAUCGUGCUGUCCGAGGAGGGAUUCGUCAAGCCUCAUACGUCCAUGACUUCUGUUAGCUGAAUUACCCGGUGGGUUGUUGCGAUCAAAUGAAAAGCCAUGGGUGGUGGCCCCGGCUCUAUAAGAUUGGCUGUUAUCCCCCGGAUUAUUUUGGGUUCUCCUCAGCAGUAUACCUUCUGGCUUCCAUUCAGAGCCUUAAGGUAGAGGAACAUUUGAUACCCUCGCCUUCGCUUACCC